Liolophura sinensis is the source of this 1705-nucleotide messenger RNA. Its product is annotated as DNA repair protein RAD51 homolog 2-like. The record is from RefSeq and is a predicted model, not a curated record. Gene Ontology annotation, biological process: double-strand break repair via homologous recombination. The transcript is spliced from 11 exons. Lineage: Eukaryota; Metazoa; Mollusca; Polyplacophora; Chitonida; Chitonidae. Gene Ontology annotation, cellular component: Rad51B-Rad51C-Rad51D-XRCC2 complex; replication fork. Gene Ontology annotation, molecular function: four-way junction DNA binding; double-stranded DNA binding; ATP binding. The coding region runs from base 48 to 1145 and encodes 365 amino acids.
GCGGGAUAAGAGGGAGAAAAGACGAAGUGAAAAGUUUCUAACUUUAUAUGUCUUUGACAAAACUCAGACGCCUUGGGUUUAAGGAUGAAAUCCUGCAGUAUUUGAACAAAGCGAAUAUUUUAACAUGUAAGGACUUGUUGUCCAGAAGUCAGUUGGAGUUGUUACAUCAUGUUGGCCUGGGUAAUCAAACUGUCAAGGAGACUAUACGCAGAGCAUGCCAUGAAGUCGCUCCAGUUCCAACAAAUGCUCUCCAGAUGUGGAAGGAUCAUAAAGACCACUCAGGGUUUUUCAAAACCUCAUUACCAGGGCUGGAUAAGGUACUGCAUGGGGGCAUCCCACUGGGCUCUAUUACUGAGAUAGCCGGUCCCUCAGGCUGUGGGAAGACCCAGUUCUGUCUGCUCCUCUCCACUUUGGCCACAUUACCCACCCAGAUGGGGGGCCUAGGGGGUUGUGUGCUCUACCUGGACACAGAAUCAACAUUUUCAGCAGAAAGGUUAGUAGAAAUAGCAGAAAGCAGGCAUAGGAGUUAUUUCACAGAGCCCAGACUGGUGGAGUUGACGGAAAGUGUAUAUGUCUCUCAGGUACAGACCUCCUCAGAGCUCCUGUCUAGGCUGGAGAAUUUGGAAGCUGACAUAAUAAGGUUAAAGGUCAAGCUGGUGGUGAUUGAUUCCAUUGCCUCACUGAUAAGAAAAGAGUUUGACAGCCGUGUUAACCGCAGCAUGGUGGACAGAACCAAACUUCUCCUCAGGGAAGCCACCAUCUUGAAAUAUCUAGCUGAAACCUUUUCCAUUCCUGUCAUAGUGACAAACCAGAUUACAACUUACUUUGGAACCAUUGGACAGACACAUGAAACAGAUGAUGUAGUGUCACUGGAGGGGAGCCAAGAUUAUGUUACUGCUGCGCUGGGCAACACAUGGAGUCAUAGUGUCAACACCCGCCUCAUCCUUCAGUAUCACCGUGGCAACCAGCGACAGCUUCUGGUCGCCAAGUCACCUGCAGCCCCAUUCACAGUGUUUACCUACACCAUUCAGCCUCAAGGCCUUGUUCAAGAAGAGUUUGGUGCAGAUCAUUACGAAGGAACUGACCCUGGUAUCCAGCGAAUAAAGGUGCGAUCGGCUCUCCAGAUUAAAGGUUUACAACUGUGACCUUCAGCAGUAAUUAGAUGACUAGUGUAUUCUUGUCUUGAAGUAUGCAGAUGUUAAAGUGAUGAUCAGAUGCUUAGCCCAACAUUUUGUGAGGUGGAUUUUGAUGAAGAUAACACAAAGAAUCAAAUGGGUAAUCAUAUACGAAGAUAAAACCGGUAUCUUUAACGUAUGUAUUUAUAAGUGUAAAACGUUUUUGCCAAUAAAUUAUUUUCCUAAAAGCUUUUUUGUUUUUGGGGUUCAGUGAUACACUAAUGCAAUGCCCAUAGAAUACAUUCCUUCCUUAUGAAAUAUAUAUGAGAGUUGUUUCACUCCACUAAGCCAUUUUGAGAACCAGAAGGAUGUGGGGUUUCUGUACAAGUGUUUCUUCUAAGCCCUGUUGGAGAUCUGACCGAUGUAAGGCUGUAAGUAUUGGCUAUGCCUCGGUUCUCCAUCCUGAAGUAUUGGUUGUUAAUCACCCUUAAAGUGCUCUUUCAGUCCAAAGAGAGGACAGACAGAAAUUAUAAACUGAUGUAAAGGAUAGCCUAUGGAAUAUAGCUAGCACCACAGUUCAAAACAAUUUA